GUUAAAAGUGCAAUAUCUAGUAUAUUUUAAUGUUUAAUAAUAGUAAUAAUAAAAAAUUAAAAAAACAACAACAUCCAGUUCAGACCACGAAUUUGGCAAAUUAAAGGGCAUAACCAGUAGGGGGGACCACCUGCACUGGUAGGUGCAAGGAAGCACCAGCAGUCUGACCGUAACCGGUAACAGGUGCAGGGUGGUUUGGUGCUGUGGAAUUUGGAAUGUCCCAUAGCCAAAGAGAAAUGGUGCGCAUUUUUAUGAAGGAAGUUAGGUGCAAUUUUGAAAGAAUGACAGAUUUACAGAAAAUGUUGCCGUUACAUCAAAGAGAAAAGCAGCAACCUGUGUUUAAGCCUUUAUCCAACAAUGAAAACACACAUGCAUUUAUUUUGGAAACUACGCCUAGAGUCAAGAUGCCAACUACUUCCUUGUCAAGAAACCAUGAUAUUCAAAUAGCCAGUACUAUUCAGAGGCAAAAUACAAACCAAGACCAAGCUGUAGGAACAGAGAGGCUAUCAUCUCUUCAUGCAAAACUUCAUCAAGAGGCUGAUAAGAUAAGGAAGUGGAAAGUUCAAACUGAAAUUGAUCUGAAAACUAAAGAAAAGAAAAUUCAAGAAGCUUCUGGUACUAUUGAAAAUCUCAGAAAAUCAAUUUUGGAACUGCAGUUACAAAAUGAGAAUUUAAGCCUCAAGCUUCAAGAUGAAAUGAGCAACAGAGAGGUAACUUCUCAAAAGAUUUCAGCAACCCGUGAACUCUGCAAUAUUCUGAAAGAUCACACUGUGAAGCUUGAAGAAAGACUGGUUCAAUGUGAAACAGAAAGGACGGAACUGAAAUAUGUUGGAAAGGAACAUUUACAGCAGUUUGAGGAACUCUCUGCCAAAUUUAAGGAAUUACAGAUAACAGCUAUUGAUAACCAUAACAAUUUAGUCAAUCAGUUGCAGGUGGAAAGAGAAGACAGAAGUAAGUUAGAGGAGCAAAUGGCUAUGAAGCUUGGAGAUGCUGAAAAUCAGCUGAAAGAUCUAAUGGACAAGUGUGAUGAAAAAGAUAUUGAAAUAAGAAAUGUACGGACAAUAAUGCAGAAAAAUGAUGAUAAAAUUCAUACAAUGGAACAGACAGUAGAACAUUUACAGAAAAAGAUUACUGAACAAGUUACUGAUAUUGAAGAAAAACAAAAACUAUAUGAUGAAUCUUCAACAGAGUUGGCAUCUAUUAAGCAACACAGAUGCAGUUUGGAAGCACAGUUGAGUAGUAUCUGCCAAGAACUUUCUGAAAUGAAAGAAGCUAAAUUACAUAUAGAACAAGCUAUGCUCAUUGAACAGAAUCAACAUGAAGUAACUUUGACAGAGAUUCGUAAUGAAGUAGAAGUAUUAUCAAUCACACUACAGCAAGAAAAACAUAAAAACACAGAAUAUGAAAGGCAACUUUCUGAAUCAUCAGCUCUUUGUGAAAAUUUAAAGAGUUCCCGGGAUAUCUUGAUAAUUGAAAAAACUGAACUUGAGAACAAGAUUGUUGACAUGCAGAACAGUUUAGAUCUUAUAAAAGAACAGUGUGAAUGUGACAGGCAAAAAAUAAACCAACUUCAAGAGGAGUAUGCAACGAAAGAAAAAGAACUUCUAGAAAGUCAGCAAACCUGUAAUGACUUAAAGAACCAAAUUUCAGAGUUAGAAAAAUAUAUCCAGGAGAAAGAACAUGAGAACUCAAGUCUUCAAGAUAAGCUAACUUCUUUGAACUUGUUACUGGAGAAGAACAUGGAUGAAUUACAGAAGGUUAAUGAACAACAUCAGCUCACAGAAAAUCAAGUUACCAAACUUCAGGAAGACAUAGAUGAUUUAAGAGAUACAUUAAAUGUGGAAAGGGAAAAUGUUAAAACACUUACAUCAAAUUAUUCAUCAGUUAAGAAAGAACUGGAAACAAAGGGAAAACAAUUGCUACAGAUAGAAAAAGACUUCAGUAAAUUGAAGAAAGAGAAUGAGAAAGUAACUAAGGAUUGCAAAUGUCUAGAAGACAGUGUAGUAUUACUGAAACUAGAGAUUGAGAAAACAAGUGCUGAGAACGAAUGUUUACUUACAAAAGUUGAAGAAUUAGAAACAGAAAAUGCUAUGCUGAAAGAAGAAAGAGAGGAAGUGGAUCUUUCACUGACCAAAGAAAUUAAGUCAAAGACACAAAAGAUGACAGAUCUUGAAGUCAAAGUGAAAGAAUUGAAGAGUGAGGCCACUCACAAAAAUAAACAGAUAAAAGAGCUAGAGAAAGAGGCAAAAAGUCUAAAAAGUAAGUUAGCAGCACAAGUUAGAGCUACUGAAGAAAAGGAUGACACAGAAAAUGGACUAAGAGAAGAACUGGACAAUUUAAAAUCAGCAAAUCAAGAACUUGAAAAACAAUUGAACACUGCUACUGAGACUGCUGAAAAGGAACAAAUGUCAGCUGAUGAUGCCAACAAAAAGGUCAUUGAAAUGAAACAUAAUGUAGAGAUGGCUCUGAAGGAAAAACAAGAAGCUAUACAGAAGUGUGAUUUACAGUUUGCAGAAAUGAUGGCCACUCUUGAAAAAUAUAAACAAGAAAAUCAGAAAAUUGUAUUACAGAAGGAAAAGGAACUAGAACUGCUCAGAUCCAAGUCUGAUGAGCUCAGUUUACUUAAACAGCAAAAUGGCAAAGAGACAGAAGGAUGGAAAACAGAAGCAGACAACUGGAAGAAGGAAGCAGAAGAAAGCAAACUAUUGUGUGAACAAGAACAAACAGAAAAGAAUCGUCUCGUUAAGGAAGUUGAGAAGAAACAAGCUACCAUUACAAAGUUAGAAACAACCUUGUCAUCAAAGAACACUGAAAUAAAAGAUCUUAAAAAAAGAAAACAAAAAGCUGAAUCAAAAAAGACCUGCAGCAAUCAUGAAACACAGACUGCUGAGAUACUUGAAUCAUCAUCUGCUGAGAAAAACGCAGUUCCUGAGGAAACCCAAACGGUUGGAACUCCUUCAAGAACUCAACAGGAAAUACCACACACUCCAAUAGUAAAUAUUAUAAAAACACCACAAACUCUGCCAAAGUCUGCCCAGAGAAGUAUUCUCAAAAAUGUCUCUUCUGUUUCUAAGAGAAGAAAGGUUGCUUUUGCAAAGCAUGAUGAUUCAGGCAUUCAUCAGGCAUCAGAAUCAGAUUCCUCAUCUUCUGAGCUCAUGGAAAUAGAGCUCUCUGAUAUUGACAAUCAUUUCAAAAAUAAAGGCAAGUCAACACCAGUUCAUAUUCGUCCUUCUCCAAAAUUAAGGAUGACACCAGAGAAAGAAUGUUAUAAUACACCUCAACCAAAAUUAGUGAAUUUAAAGUCACAUAAAGAGAAAUCAUCCAGAUCUUUACCAAAAACAGAAUUACAAUCAUUCAAAGAGCUUUAUCCUGACAAAAGUCAACUACAUUCUGAAAAACCUACUGAGACUGGAAAAGAAAAUUUGAAACCUAAUAUCAGAAAGACACCUAGUAAGACUUCCAAAUUUUUCAAGGACAGAGCUUCUCAGAAAGAAAAAACAUCAAAGAUGAAGAAACAUGAAGAAACUGAAUACCUUGCUUGGUUUGACCUGGAUUCUGUGUUUGGGUUUGGUGCUGAAGAUUGAUUAACAAAAUAUUACGUUUUUAAUGUGUCUCUGAACAGAGAGGGUAUUUGCAUGUCCCAUGAUAGUUAUAUUUCUGGUGGUUAAAUUUAUCAAGAUAAUUAAUGUCAUUUGAAGUUCAAAUCAAUGAUUAUGAUAGUCUAUGUAUAUUUUUGAAAGGUUGUACUUCAAUAGAUCUGGAACAACUAAACAAAUGUGUUCACAAGCCAUUAUAGUGUGUAUGACUUUAUAUAAUAAUAGUUUUUCUUUUUACGGGAAUUUACUAUUUUGACAGUCUGACACACAUUCAUGUUAUGCACCAUAAGAAUGGCUGAAGAAGAAAUAUGCAAUUUGAAUAGGUAAACCUUUGUAAUGUUUGUCAUACCAAGUACUAUGUUACAUAUAUAUAUUUAAAAUCCAUUCAGUUAUAAAGUCUACUCAUGUUAGUCGUCGACUUUUACCCCAUAUCAUUAUUAAAGAAUGUAUCAGUCAAAGUGGAAUAUUCAGUUUUGAACAUUAAUGAAUGUAUUUAUAUUCUUGUUGACAAGAUUGAGAUUUGACAUCUGUGAUAAGUACUUCUUUAGAGCUAAUUUCACGUUUUUGUAGUUACAACUUAUUUAAAAAUACAAAUAUUAAAUGGAA
Messenger RNA from Gigantopelta aegis, 4202 nucleotides. Its product is annotated as synaptonemal complex protein 1-like. NCBI's taxonomy places the organism in Eukaryota, Metazoa, Mollusca, Gastropoda, Neomphalida, Peltospiridae. Bases 216 to 3584 code for a protein of 1122 amino acids. Gene Ontology annotation, molecular function: double-stranded DNA binding. The transcript is spliced from 31 exons. The record is from RefSeq and is a predicted model, not a curated record. Gene Ontology annotation, cellular component: synaptonemal complex; transverse filament; male germ cell nucleus. Gene Ontology annotation, biological process: lateral element assembly; chiasma assembly; synaptonemal complex assembly.